UCUGCCCUGCUUUAGGCGCUGGGCUCCUUCCCCCUCAGUGACUCAGAGGAGGGGACAGCGGCAUCAUGGCCCCACGCGCGGCACCCAUCCGCCAGACCUGCUGCUGCUUCAAUGUCCGGGUAGUCACCACCGCCCUGGCCAUCUACCAUGUGAUCAUGAGUGUCCUGUUGUUCGUGGAGCACACCGUGGAGGUGGCCCGUGGCAAGGCCUCCUGCAGGUUCUCCAAGACCGUCUACCUCAGGAUCGCCGACCUGGUGUCCAGCUUCCUGCUCAUCGGCCUGCUCUUCCUCAUCAGCCUGAGCCUGCUGCUCGGCGUGGUCAAGAGCCGGGAGAAGUACCUGCUGCCCUUCCUGUCCCUGCAAGUCAUGGACUUCCUGCUGUGCCUGCUCACCCUGCUGGGCUCCUACAUUGAGCUGCCCGCCUACCUCAAGUUCUCCUCGCGGCCCCAGGGGGGCCCCUCGAAGGUCCCCCUGAUGACCCUGCAGCUGCUGGACUUCUGCCUGAGCAUCCUGACCCUCUGCAGCUCCUAUAUGGAAGUGCCCACCUAUCUCAACUUCAAGUCCAUGAACCACAUGAAUUACUUCCCGAGCCAGGAGGGCUUGGCCCACAGCCAGUUCAUCAGGACGAUGAUCAUCUUCUCCGUCGCCUUCAUCAUCGUCUUGGUCCUGAAGGUCUACAUGCUCAAGUGCGUGUGGAGAUGCUACAGACUCCUGAAGUCCGUGAACUCGGCCGAGGAGAGGGGCGCCUCCAAGACGCUCCCGAAGGUGGUCCUGCCGACCUACGAGGAAGCCCUGUCUCUGCCUUCCAAGUCUCCUGAGGGGGACCCCGCGCCACCCCCGUACUCAGAGGUGUGACCCUCGCCAGGCCCCGGCCCUGAUCUGGGCCCAGCUGCCUCAUAGUCUGCUGCUUUGCUUUGGUGGCCCUGGUGGACCACCAGCCGACUUCAGGACAACUGCUGUGUCCCCUCGCUGGCCUGCUCCCCCUGCGGGCCCCAGGCACUCUCCCUUGGGUCAGGCUGAAGGCCGCAAAUCGAGCCCAACAGCUCUGCUUACGUCCACCAGCAAGGAGUCAUUUUAGACGACUGGUUGUUCUGAAUUUAGUGAGCUUGGCUAAACCACUAGCAGCUCCAUCAGUCUAACCCAGCAGCUGUCAGACAGAAGCACAUCGGUCAGGUCCACGAAAUAAAUUGGUCAAACCACAGUCCA
Messenger RNA from Marmota flaviventris (yellow-bellied marmot), 1205 nucleotides. It is a transcript of the gene Laptm5, whose product is annotated as lysosomal protein transmembrane 5. The record is from RefSeq and is a predicted model, not a curated record. NCBI's taxonomy places the organism in Eukaryota, Metazoa, Chordata, Mammalia, Rodentia, Sciuridae. Gene Ontology annotation, cellular component: lysosomal membrane.